AUGCUGGCGGUGGGGCAGAUGGAUGGCACCCCCCGGCAGAGCGCCUUCCUCCUCAGCAGCCCGCCGCUGGCCGCCUUGCACAGCAUGGCCGAGAUGAAGACCCCCCUCUACCCGGCGGCGGGGUACCCCCUGCCGCCGCCCGCCGCCGCCGCCCCCAGCGGCCCGUCCUCGCUGUCGUCGUCCUCCUCCUCGUCGUCGUCUUCGUCCUCGGCGUCCGCCUCGCCGUCCCCGCCGCUGGGAUCCCCGACGCCGGCGGGCCUCAAGCCGCCCCACGCAGGAGCGCUGGUCUCCCCGCCGCCGCAGCUCUCGGCCGCCACCCCGCACGGCAUCAACGACAUCCUCAGCCGGCCGUCCAUGCCCCCCGGCGCCCCCGGCCUCCUGGCCGGCCUGCCUCGCUUCAGCAGCCUCAGCCCGCCGCCGCCCCCGCCGGGCCUCUACUUCAGCCCCAGCGCCGCCGCCGCCGCCGUGGCCGCCGUGGGACGCUACCCCAAGCCGCUGGCCGAGCUGCCCGGCAGGACCCCCAUCUUCUGGCCGGGGGUCAUGCAGAGCCCCCCCUGGAGGGACGCGCGCCUCGCCUGCACGCCCCACCAAGGCUCGAUUUUGCUGGACAAAGACGGCAAGAGGAAACACACCCGACCGACUUUCUCCGGCCAGCAGAUCUUCGCCUUGGAAAAGACUUUUGAGCAAACCAAGUAUCUGGCCGGCCCGGAAAGAGCCCGGCUGGCUUACUCGCUGGGCAUGACAGAAAGCCAAGUCAAGGUCUGGUUCCAGAACCGGCGGACCAAGUGGCGGAAGAAACACGCGGCGGAGAUGGCCACGGCCAAGAAGAAGCAGGACUCGGAGACCGAGCGGCUGAAGGGCGCCUCGGAGAACGAGGACGACGACGACGACUACAACAAGCCCCUGGACCCCAACUCCGACGACGAGAAGAUCACGCAGCUGCUCAAGAAGCACAAGACCGGCGCGGCCGGCAGCGGCAGCCUCCUGCUCCACACGUCGGAGACUGACGGCUCCUCCUCCUAG
Messenger RNA from Gekko japonicus, 1023 nucleotides. It is a transcript of the gene NKX6-1, whose product is annotated as NK6 homeobox 1. Gene Ontology annotation, biological process: regulation of transcription by RNA polymerase II; cell differentiation. Gene Ontology annotation, cellular component: nucleus. NCBI's taxonomy places the organism in Eukaryota, Metazoa, Chordata, Lepidosauria, Squamata, Gekkonidae. Gene Ontology annotation, molecular function: RNA polymerase II cis-regulatory region sequence-specific DNA binding; DNA-binding transcription factor activity, RNA polymerase II-specific. Bases 1 to 1023 code for a protein of 340 amino acids. The transcript has 3 exons. The record is from RefSeq and is a predicted model, not a curated record.